Messenger RNA from Pyrenophora tritici-repentis Pt-1C-BFP, 1596 nucleotides. The record is from RefSeq and is a predicted model, not a curated record. Lineage: Eukaryota; Fungi; Ascomycota; Dothideomycetes; Pleosporales; Pleosporaceae.
ACCACCCCCCGGCCUACCAGCUGAGUCGUACUGUACUGGCUAGCCCGCAACCGCACCACCACCCACCCAAAACUAAAAAGUCCACAUCCACAUCUCCAAGCGCGCCUCCCUUGCCAAUCUUCCAUGAGCCGGCCUCGUCUAGCUGCACGGAUGCUCCGUUGCGCGUUGCGCCAUGAUACACCUCCAGCCCUUCCCUGUCUUGUGAUUUGGUCAUUCCAAGCCUUCCUUUUCGCGAUGCACUAUGCCUUUGGCUGAUCGUUCCAGCCGUGCCACUGGCCCUAGUCGUCACAGCGCUCCCUCACCGAGCCAUCCCUUGGCCGCUCCGUACUGUCAACACACUCCCGUUCCUUGUCUGCACCUAUUCCCUUCCUAGCCCCGACAAGAGUUUCGCUAGUCCACCCUGGCAUUCCGUCUACCAUGACUCUGCACGCCCGGUUACCACAUGGACAUUUCCCCAUCCAUCCUUCCUGAUCUGUCCAUGCCUCUUGGCACCCCAUAUACCUAUGCAGAUGCCCCCAGACAUAGUAUCCUCAGAUAGUCCGACCAGCCUGAAUACAUCUCUCUCCUGUGCUGUAUAUCAACACACCAUCCUCCCACAUCACAUCGCACACAGCAAUCAUGUCCGGACACAUGCAGACCUCACAACUACACCACCGCACCUCCCGCGGCUCAACCAACCAACCAGCAUGCCGUUCAGCACGCGUCGAGAAGCCAAAGAGCCACCACAACAGCCCAAAGGCCAUGGAGAGGAGGAAGACGACGACCGAACCCAAGCUAUACGCAACCUUGGACGAUCACUACCGGAUGAUGUUCGGCAUGGCUGCCGAUGAGGUUGAGGAGCGUCCACAGCCAAGCCGGCCCGUGAGCUGGCACCCAUCAUGCUCGCAAUACCAGGCCACCCAAUCCCAACAACAAUGGCCACAAGAAUACUCCCCCUCUUCAAGAGACUCGUGCCAUGGCUCAGACUUUUACUCGCUUUCCACACGCAACUCCAUGUUCGAGCCCAUGACUACUGCACCAAUCUACUCGAAUGAUUCCGAUUAUGGAUGGCAAAGCGUAUCCCAGCACACACCAACCUAUAUGCAUUCUUCCAUGAGCACGCCCACUACCGAGCCCCUCCCCUGGUACCUGCAACAAUGGGCCCAAAAGAACCAAGCACAGGCAUCUUCCGACUUUCUCCCCAUUCAGCACCCAUCCCAGCAAAAUCAAGACAUGGAGGAAGACGACGGCGAGAAGCUUGUCGCCCUCGGCCUCUACGACGCACCAGAGCCAUCAUCGUGGGGAAUGAGCGAAGGAACCGGCAAGGGACUGAAGCUCGAAGAGACAUGGCAGCCACCUGAGGAGGACAACGACGAGGACGACGAUGAUGACGCAAGCUCCGAGGCAAGUGUGGAUGAGCCGUCCCCGCCGCUCCCGCCCGUACAUGAGCAGGCUCACAUGCCAGUCCAUGUCCAGUCUCAAACACCAGGCAGCAUGGAGGGUCAGAGUUUCUUUUUCGACGAGGACGAGACGGCGUCCAAGGAGUGGUGGUUUCAACAGGUCAAGCAACCUUCUAUGCCGGUGCGGGACGCCGGACUGGGAUUCGGAUGGAUCUGA